AUGGAGAGCUUUCUAGAACCCACCUCACAGAGACUGUACAAAUGUCCUGAGUGCGGGAAAAGGUUCAGGAAGACUCCCCUGGAAAUCCACAUGGGAGAGAGGUCGUUCAUGUGUAGUGACUGCAGGAAAGGUUUCAUCAAGAAGAUAACCCUCACUGGCCAGCCGAGGACCCAGAUGGGCAAGAAGCCUUACACGUGUUUGCAGAAGAGCUUCAUCACCGACAGAACCGUGGCCACACACAGGAGGAGGUACCCGGGCAAGCAGCUGUUAGUCUGUGCCCAGUGCAGGAAGAGCUUUACCUGGAAGGAGAACUUCACGAUGCACCAGAGGAGCCACACAGGCCAGAGGCCCUAUGCCUGCAGGGAGCGCUUUGUGCACAAAAAGACCUCUAAGACAUACCGGCUGGUCGACCUGCAGGAAACUCCCCCAUAA
Molecule: messenger RNA, 432 nt
Organism: Caretta caretta (loggerhead turtle)
Lineage: Eukaryota; Metazoa; Chordata; Testudines; Cheloniidae
Source: RefSeq, a predicted model, not a curated record